GCUCGGUUCUACGUUUCAUCUCUCGAGAUGCAAGACCUCCGGUUUCUGUACUUUAUUCUGUACCUCUGCACUGCGAGCAACUUUUUUUUCGCUGGGUCUAGUGCCAUGGGUGCCCACAGCAAAACCAACAAGGAAGGAAUCAUCUUCGACAUCAUCUACGGUCUCGGAUCUGUUCUCAAUCUGGUGAGCGACGUUGUGAUGCUCCAAGCGUUGAGAAAACCGAGCGAGGCAAAGGUGAAGUUUCGACUGUUCCUCAUCUGGAACACCUUGACGACCGGCGCCUACUACGUCACGGAUUUAUUCCUGAGUGAUUUCAACAGCAAGCAUGUAAGAAGACGCUUGUUUGUUCAAAUAGAAAUACUUCUUUUGUGUGUGAAUCUUGGUGUCCCGUGGAAAUUAUAACUAUUC
Rhipicephalus sanguineus (brown dog tick) is the source of this 408-nucleotide messenger RNA. RefSeq lists its product as uncharacterized. The record is from RefSeq and is a predicted model, not a curated record. Lineage: Eukaryota; Metazoa; Arthropoda; Arachnida; Ixodida; Ixodidae. The transcript has 4 exons. The coding region runs from base 28 to 402 and encodes 124 amino acids.